Molecule: messenger RNA, 2976 nt
Organism: Cygnus olor (mute swan)
Lineage: Eukaryota; Metazoa; Chordata; Aves; Anseriformes; Anatidae
Gene: GARIN2
Product: family with sequence similarity 71 member D
Exons: 7
Coding region: 938-1876 (312 amino acids)
Cellular component (GO): nucleus
Source: RefSeq, a predicted model, not a curated record
CACCAUUUUACAUUGGCUCAUUAAUGCUCUGGGCUUGUGCCAGGGCCCUGAGAACACCAACAGGCCUUAAUUGCUCUGACCAGCCUCAGCUGGCACCUCCACCCCCCACCCCAUGCCCAUGGGUCUGAGAGCUACACUUAAGCCUUGGCCUGAGCCCCCUAGUCCUUCUCAGAGCUAGGCUAUAGCUAUCUACAGAGUUAGGCACAUCUAUCUACAGAGCUGACUCUGGGGUAGACUUCUUUGGGCACCUAUUACAGUCCUGCCUCCAGUUCUCCUUCCUCCUGCUGACUGGACUCCUGGGACAGGAGAUGUGAUGUGUGAAUGCUCAGCCUGUUCUCUUUGGAUCCUGCAGGUUUGGAGGACUGUGCCCUGGCUGUUGAGGGCAAUGCCUCUGCUGAGGUUAUCAUUGGUUCCCAGCUUAUCAUCAUCCCUCAUAGAGCAGCCCCAGUCUUGCUGUUCCCUGGCAGCCUGCACUGAGCAGACUAUAUCCACGCAAAAAUCUCUGCAGCUCUCAUGUACUCAACUUGUUCAUGUUGAAGGUGAAUCCACGCUACCUGUUACCACUAUGCCCUGAUUCAACCAAGAAAUGGAAUUGCUGCCAAGACUAGCGAGAGCACAAAACAAGUGAUGUAUUGUGAUGCCAGCAGUGAUGGAGCUGAGUUCUUCCCAUCCAACCUGCCUGCUUAUUAUGACAAAACUUGCUGGCUCGCAUACAGGCAUUCAUGUGUCACAUCUCUUCGUAUCAUCAGGCAUUGAAGAAACUCAAGAAGAGAAACUGUGUCAUCAAGACUGUGCCUGAUGCUGCCAAUCAUGGGUUUCUAGAGCUGGGAGAAUUCCAGCAGGCUCCGCAGAAGGGACUAACACGUGUCUUCUCUUUCCAUGGAUGUUCUCCUCUAGCUAUGUAAUGAAUUUUCCUAAGUGAAAAAAGAUAGGCAAAAUGAGUACUGAGUUCGAUUUUAGGACCAUCAUUUCAAGUCAGACAUCCAUCAUGGGUGACCUUCAGCGACUUCUUAGCCAAGGAGAAUAUGCUCCUUUUACGUCUGCUCCCAUGUUUGAAAGCAAGUUCGUUCAGGUUAACAGAAGAGGGGAGACAAUGAAUAUCCACAAGCAGCCCACCUGCGUCACCAUUGGCAUCUGUGCUACCAAUCCCAGUUCACCGAUGCCCAAUGGGAUGCUGCUAGCACACACAGUGCCUGUAUCCCCACAGGAAAUUAUGACAAAUUUCCAGAAAUUCUCAGAGCAGCCAUCCCAAUUGGAACAGUUAGCACUUAGCAGGUUCUUGCCCUUGAAGUUUGUGGAACUCUCUGUCCACAGCACAGACAAGCACCAACUCAUGUUAAAAUUAGUAAAUGGACGUUCCUACUAUCUAGAGCUCUGUGCCCCACCAGACCAGCAACACCACCUAUUCCAGCACUGGUUGCAGCUCAUCUCUCUCCUGAAACCUCCAAAAAAUCCUAGCAAUACCAACAUUAACAUAAGAUGCAAGGAUUCUGGCACAAGUCAUGAGAAAGCUUCCAGCCCAAACAAUGCAUCAGAAAAUAGGGCCAUCCCACAAGAUUUGCCUAACCCCAAAACAGAGGAAGAAGUUGUUCCCAAACAAACCACCUCCAACCAAGUUCCCCUCUCAGGUAGUGUGGGUCCCACAGAAAAGAGUGGAAGGGAAGUGGUAGCAGCCUUUGCCAGCCCCCUGGAAGCAACCAGGCAAGAAACCACCAUGCAGUCAAAGAAUAUAGACCCUCUGGAUACAAUAAAGAGUAAAAGCAAAGAGAAGAGGAAAAGUAGGAUAGACAAAACAAAGCCAAAAAAAGAAAAAAAAUCACAACCUUCAGGAAAUAGAAAGAGUGGCAUUAUGUCAAGUGUUGGCUGCUUCAAGUAAUAAUUCAGGUGAUUUGUCAGUAAGAAGGAAUAAAAUAAAAUAAAGCAAAACAUCCUGUAUCAGAUGCAGUUGGAAUAGGGGCAAGACGUGCAUAUAUUAAAAAAAAAAAAAAAAAAGAAAAAACACUGUGCUGCAGAGUUCAAUUCUCUUCAUAACCAUUUGCUAUUGCAAAACUAACAAUAACUAAAACAUGAACACUGCAUUUCUCUGUAUUAAUUCACAACUAGCAGCAACAAAUGCAUUUUGAUCAUUGACACUGGAAUCAGUACAGUAAGUACACUGUACAGUACACUGGAAUCUACAGUAAGAUGUAGAUCUUACUGUAACUGAGGCCAUUUUUCAGGGAGAAGACUCUGUUAUGUGGAGCAGAAGACAAAGAAAUAGACACUUGAAUUAACAGUAAUGCUUGAGUAUAACUUUUAUAUAGGAUUGGGAAAGCUUCUCAUGCAAGCAAUUUUCAGAACACUGCAGGGGAACAACUGAGAGAGAGCAAUACCAUGUCACGGCCACAAAAUCAUAUUAUCACAAUUUUCAUUUCUGUGAGCUUCUAGAGGAAUGUGAGCAAAUCACUUAUCCUCUUUGUUCCUCAGCUUCAUUUGUAGAAUGAGGAUAGCCAGACCUCUUUUGAAAAUCACCAUGUGAUGUACUAAUGAGAACCAUUAUAUAAGAAUUAGGUAUUGCUGUUACUAUUAUUAUCACUUAGACAUUAUAAAUAUUGCUAUCCUUUUGGAAUACUGAGCAGCAGUUUUUAUAGGUCAUACUUGCUGCACUACUAAGCAUUUGGCGUUAUGCCAGACAAAUAUCUUACUUUCUGUGACCGUAUUCGCUAUAAAGGUAAAGGCAGAGACCUACAGUAAUGAACACAUCUACGCUGCGUUUAUGGGGCACUGCCUAGCACUAAUCCAUAGUACACAGGACCGCUGCAUCAGUCUUGGUAUGACAGAAAGGCUGCCACCACCUGAAUUACCAGUAUUCCUUCAGGUAGUACCCAAGAGUUGAUGGGAGGUAUCCCACUGAGAGAUCAAUUUACCUUAUUCUAAAAGCUAAGUUAGCAGCCACCAUGGCAUGAGUUGUUCAUAUUUAAAUUUCUCCUUUCAAUU